This is a messenger RNA of Diabrotica balteata, 2904 nucleotides long. The record is from the annotation of a GenBank genome assembly. Lineage: Eukaryota; Metazoa; Arthropoda; Insecta; Coleoptera; Chrysomelidae.
AUGUCUAAAAUUAAUUUGGACGGAGUUUCAAAACUUGAUUCCAAUGAGAUUUUCAAUUGGCUUGAAGGAUUUGAUGAUGAGCAAGCAGAAAAUUCGGAUGUGGGUGGCAACAGUGACGGGGAAGAACAAGUAGAAUUUCAUACGAGAACAUUGUCUACCCGUAACUCUUUAGAUCUGUCACCAGUGUCAUCCACCGAAAAGGAACCCAAUAAAGAUGAGGCCAGCCUGGAUCCAGUGGGGAAUAAUUGGGAUACAGGCGAUCUCGCAGAAGUCGCAGAAGUAAUAACAGAUUCAGAUACUCUUAUAUCAAGAUCAAGCGAUCCAGCACAAAUAACAAUUAACUCGAAGACGAUUGACCUAAUAAUAACAGAUCCGAUUGUGCAAAAUUUAAACAGUUUUGACUUUGAAAGCUCAAAAAGGGUAUAUGACGGAUCACAAUCACGCUACGCAUCAAAAAAAAUAUUUUUCUCGAAACUUCGAAAUGGUGAAAAGGUUCGACGAGAGUGGCUCCUAUAUUCUGUUUCGAAAAAGUGUGUUUUUUGUUUACCGUGUAUGUUAUUUAAUGAAGAUCGUACAAAAUCUUUUGUUAAAGGAUUUAACGAUUGGAAAAAUGUAAAUAGAAUUGAAAUGCACGAAUCUUCAGAAGAACAUUUAAAUAACACCAAAACGUUCGUAACUCGGUCUAAUUCUUUGGGCAAAAUCGAUACAGGAAUUCACAGACAAUUUUUAGAUGAAAAGAAAUACUGGAUUGAAAUUCUUCGUCGAGUAUUGUCCACAAUAAAAUUUUUAGCAAGCCGUGGUUUAGCGUUUAGGGGUACAACAGAGAAGUUCGGGAAAAAUGACAACGGCAAUUAUUUAGGCCUUUUAGAGUUAAUAGCCCAGUUUGAUCCAUUCCUGGAUAAUCACAUACAAAAGUUUGGAAAUCCAGGACGUGGAAAUGUUUCAUAUUUGUCAUCUACUAUUUGUAACGAGUUUAUUCACGUUAUCGCUCGACAUAUUCGUGAUUUUAUUAGCUUCGAAGCGAAAACAGCGAAAUAUUUUUCCAUUUGCGUCGAUUCAACACCUGAUGUGAGUCACUCGGACCAGCUUACUUUUAUUCUUAGAUAUGUGUUAUGUGACGGCUCUCCUACUGAGCGUUUUAUUACAUUUAUAAGUAAUAUAGGCCAUAAGACAGUUGACAUGGAAACUGCAGUUUUAAAAAUUUUAACCGAACUAAAAUUAGAUCUUCAAGAUUGUAGAGGGCAGUCAUAUGACAAUGCUAGUAACAUGUCUGGUCAAUAUUCAGGUUUGCAGGCUCUUAUUAAAAAAAGAAAUUCUCUAGCAUUAUUUAUCCCCUGUGCAGCACAUUCACUUAAUUUAGUAGGAACUUGUGCAGCUGAAUGUUGCAAUAUGGCCACUUCCUUUUUUAUGUUUGUAGAAGAAGUAUAUAACUUUUUCUCAGCAUCCACGCAUAGGUGGCAAAUAAUGAUAAGAGAAUUAAGUAACGUUUCCAAUGCGCGCGUUCCUAAAAAGUUAUCCGUUACUCGAUGGUCUGCUCGUGCGGAUUCUUGUAAAGCAAUUACUUUAGGCUUCUCUGCAUUUAAAAACGCUUUAAUACUUAUUGCAAAUGAUGUUACACAACCAAAUAAAAGUAGAGCAGAAGCAAAUGGACUUAAAAGUCGUUUCGAAGAAUUGGAAAUGGGAAUUUUAUUACAACUAUGGACUGAUAUUUUAACGGAGUUUGAUAAAGUUAGUAAAUCUUUACAGGCCAGAGAUGUCGAUGUUUCAUUAGCAGUAAAUUUAUACACAUCGCUAGUUGGAUUUAUCGCACAACAACGCGAACGUUUUUCGUAUUAUGAAGAAUGUGGCAAAGCUCUUACAAACAGUUUAAAGUAUAAAUUCGACAAUAGACGAAAAAAAGGUAGAAAAAUGCACUUUGGUGAAAAUAAAGAGGAUAACAUUGCUGAAGAAUUAAAGAGACGUCAAAGUGCUUACGUUGAUAUUUCAGACAUGUUUGGGUUUUUAUAUUUAGGUAGUUAUUCAGAUAAUGAUAUUAAAAUAAAAGCAAAUAUUCUUCAGGAGCACUAUCCAAACGAUUUAGACCUAAGUUUAGGAGACGAGUGUAUUCGAUUUAAAUAUUUUCUUGGAGAAAUAUUUUCAGAUAUUAUCAGUCCAAGGGACAUGUUACAAUUUAUAAGAGAAAAAAAAAUAACAUCUAGUUUUCCAAACAUAGACGUUGAUCUAAGAAUAUUUUUAUCUAUGGCAGUUACCAACUGCUCUGGCGAAAGAUCAUUUUCAACCUUAGAAAGGAAAUAUAUUGUAGAAAUAGAAAUGCAAGGACCCUCCACAUCCAAAGCACAGGACAGGCAGGCAGACUUGCUUCAUUGGACUAGUGAAGAAUCCAGAACUGGCACUGAACAAGAUCAACCAGAAGUAUUGGAAAUACUAAUUCCAAACCAAGAAGUAUCUUUUGUGAGUCCACACUGCAGUUCACCAAAACAUCAAGAUAAUAAGCAGUGUGACCCUGAUUCGAUUAUUGGACCAGAUGAUUGGUCGGCCUAUGCCCCCAAAAUGUUAAAGAAGAAAAAAGCAGAACCGCUUCGUUUAGGUCCCAAAAAGAAUUUGACAAAUUCAGUGGCGAAUUGGGGGAAAGCCAAGGUGGCCUAUAUUGCGGAUCAAGCAUCAUCCCUACAACAGGAAUCAAACAAAAAGCUUCAAAUUAUGAAAAUAGAGUCAGAUAGGAGGUUAGAAAUAAUGGAAGACCAAAAGAAGCAACAGCAGAAAGAGCAUGAAAUAAGGGUGGAAUUGAUGGAAAAAGAACACAAAAAAAGGAUAGAAAUCAUGAAAGAAGAGUUAGAGAAAGUAAAAAACGAAAUAGAUAUUAUGAAGGCAGAAUCGAAACGUAGAAUAGAGCUUAUGAAAUGA